CUGGCCUUUCAUCCGGGUACUGGAAGACGAUGAAUGCUCCUUUCCAAGAUGGCGGCGGAGGGAGGAGGGAAGGAGAUGAACGAGAUUAAGACCCAGUUUACCACCCGCGAGGGGCUCUACAAGCUCCUGAGCCACUCGGAGUACAGCCGGCCCAACCGGGUGCCUUUCAAUUCGCAGGGCUCCAAUCCCGUUCGCGUCUCCUUCGUCAACGUCAACGAUCAGAGUGGCAAUGGGGACCGGCUCUGCUUCAAUGUGGGCCGGGAGCUUUACUUCUACAUAUACAAGGGGGUCCGCAAGGUCCUGCCAAGCGAUGAAAAAUGGUCAGUCUCACCAGGGACCCAUGGAAGGCCUUGGGCUGCUGAUUUGAGUAAACCAAUAGAUAAAAGAAUAUACAAAGGAACGCAACCUACAUGUCAUGACUUCAAUCACUUAACAGCCACAGCAGAAAGUGUUUCUCUUCUAGUGGGCUUCUCUGCAGGACAGGUGCAGCUAAUAGAUCCUAUUAAAAAAGAAACUAGCAAGUUAUUUAACGAAGAAAGACUAAUAGACAAGUCCAGAGUAACUUGUGUAAAAUGGGUGCCUGGUUCAGAAAGUCUCUUCCUAGUAGCUCAUUCCAGUGGCAAUAUGUACUUAUAUAAUGUGGAACACAACUGUGGUACCACAGCUCCACACUAUCAGCUACUUAAACAAGGAGAAAAUUUUGCAGUCCAUACGUGCAAAAGUAAAUCUACACGAAAUCCUUUACUUAAAUGGACAGUAGGUGAAGGUGCCCUAAAUGAAUUUGGUUUUUCUCCAGAUGGAAAAUUCUUGGCAUGUGUAAGUCAGGAUGGCUUUCUUCGUGUAUUUAACUUUGAUUCAGUUGAAUUGCAUGGUACAAUGAAAAGCUACUUUGGAGGACUGCUGUGUGCAUGUUGGAGCCCAGAUGGAAAAUAUAUUGUAACAGGUGGAGAGGAUGAUUUGGUGACUGUCUGGUCUUUUGUGGACUGUCGAGUGAUAGCUAGAGGCCAUGGGCACAAAUCAUGGGUCAGUGUUGUGGCCUUUGAUCCAUAUACAACCAGUGUAGAAGAAAAUGAUCCAAUGGAAUUCAGCGGCAGCGACGAGGACUUCCAAGACCUCCUCCAUUUUGGACGAGAUCGAGCAAAUAGCACGCAGUCAAGAUUAUCAAAAAGGAACUCUACAGAGAGUCGCCCAGUAAGUGUAACGUAUAGGUUUGGCUCUGUAGGUCAGGACACACAGCUGUGUUUAUGGGACCUAACAGAAGACAUCCUCUUCCCACACCAGCCCCUCUCAAGAGCAAGGACACAUACAAAUGUCAUGACUGCCACAAGUCCCCCCACAGGAAGUGGUGGAGCUAACCCAGGAAGUAAUGGAAAUAGCAUCACAACACCUGGAAACUCUGUACCACCUCCUCUUCCACGUUCCAAUAGCCUUCCACAUUCUGCAGUUUCCAAUUCUGGCAGCAAAAGCAGUGUCAUGGAUGGUGCCAUUGCCUCUGGUGUUAGUAAGUUUGCAACCUUGUCAUUACAUGACCGGAAGGAAAAACACCAUGAAAAAGAUCAUAAGCGAAAUCAUAGUAUGGGACAUAUAUCUAGUAAGAGCAGUGACAAACUGAAUCUAGUUACUAAAACCAAAACAGACCCAGCAAAAACUUUGGGAACGCCUCUGUGCCCCAGAAUGGAAGAUGUUCCUUUGUUAGAGCCUCUUAUCUGUAAAAAGAUAGCACAUGAAAGACUGACUGUGUUAAUUUUUCUUGAAGACUGUAUAGUCACUGCUUGUCAGGAGGGAUUUAUUUGCACAUGGGCAAGGCCUGGUAAAGUGAAGGCAUUUCAUCCUGUGGAGGCAGAAGGGGCUGCUUUUGCUGAGUCUGUCUCUGCAAAAAUGUAUUUGGGGGAGGGCAGUCAUCACAGAAUUGCUUCUUCCCUUUCUGCCGCUGUGAGCCAACUCUGGAAAUCGGUUUCACAUCUCUGUGAAAUAUUCCAUUUCUGCAUCAAGAUAAAAAUCAAAGGAAAGAUGGAAACCACUCAUGUGCAAGUAGAGUCUGAUCAACAGAUAAAAGAAAAGAAAAAUUUGGAAUUAUUUUCUGCAACAGCUCUGUCUAAAAAUAUAGCUGAAUCUCAAGCAGUUGAGAAGAAUUCUAAGCCUUUAGGAUUCAGUGCCACUAAUCCUGAGAUUUUUCAGAUACAAUCUUUUACAGGCACUGGAUCUCAACAAUUUUUCUUACGUAAUUCUUCUAAACCUACAGUUCAACUACUUCUUCCAGCGUCCCUGCAUCCCAUUGGACAAGUACCAGUAAGUAAAAUAAUUGCACAUGGGCAGAAACAUAAAUCCAUUACAAAAGAUAGAGAAGAUUCUUCAAAUGUUUCCUUGGUUCCAACUUGUUCAGCAAAAACCCUUGUAAAUGAGGGAAAGCAGCCAAAAGAACAAAAGAUUAAAAAAUCUCUGAAAGUGACAACUCGUUCUGGGCGGAUUUCUUACCCUCCAAAAUAUAAAGUUAAGGACUACAAAUUUAUUAAAACAGAAGACUUGGCAGACUGUCACCCAUCUGAUUCUGAUGACUAUUCUGAGUUGAGCUUAGACGAUGAUGAAUGCAACAAAGUAAAGGAAAUAUGUGAAUUAUUUAACCCCUUUAACUAUGACCUGAGGCCAAAAUUGUUUAAGUGUCAGAACUGUGAAAAAUCCUACAUAGGAAAAGGAGGAUUAUCACGGCACUAUAGAAUAAAUCCAGGUCAUGGGCACCAAGAGUCUUCAGAAUCUUCUCCUAUAAAUAGAUUUUCUAGGAUGACACAGCUGGAAUGUGCUGAAGAGGCAAAUUGUGACAGCAACCAUCAACCUUCUUCACCUUUACCAGUUACUCUUGCUUUAGUAAGCAAAAAUGGACUAGCUACAGAAUUGGAAAAAAAUCUUCAAACAGAAAGUGAACAGCAGUCUGACUUUUCUGCAGAAGAUAGAAACUCUGAAGCAUACAGCACCCAUUUGGGGCCUGGAAGAAGAAAACGGCUGAGAAGAUCAUAUCAACCAAAGAUGGCUAAUAGAUCAAGAUGUUCUACAACAUUUAGCAGUCUUGGUCAAUUAUCUUCCAAUUCUCUUAAUAAUAUCUCAGCAGAGCAUCUUAAUAGAUUUAAAAGAAAAGCUAAGCUAAAAGAGCUGAUUCAGCAAUGCACCAAUGAAGAGUUUAUGGAGCUGGUGAUUCCACGUUUGACAACAGUUGUUACUGUAUUUGAAUUCCUACUGAUGAAGCUUUUGUUUUUGAUCAGGCAGAGAAAAAAUGUCCAACAAAAGCAGUCUUUCCAGAUGUUUAUCAGGAGUUUGAAGAGCUCCAUUCAAUGGUAAAGAAAAUGUGUCAAGAUUAUUUUAAUAAUUCUGAAUUAAAGCAACCAUUAGAAAUAAAAAACCAUAAGGUAAGAAUAAUUCAGAUUUUUUUUUGUUAGCAAAAGCUUUCUCAGUUAAAUUAUGUGUAGAUAAAAUGGGUACUGCAUUUCCUUAACAAUGAAAACAAUGAAAAUACUAGCAAUGUAGUUCAUUGAAAUGAUCAUUGAAAAUACGAGCAAUGUAGUUGGCAAAGUUUUUUGACCAAAUAUAUGCAUUCUUCCAUC
Ahaetulla prasina is the source of this 3593-nucleotide messenger RNA. It is a transcript of the gene WDR20, whose product is annotated as WD repeat domain 20. The coding region runs from base 34 to 3330 and encodes 1098 amino acids. NCBI's taxonomy places the organism in Eukaryota, Metazoa, Chordata, Lepidosauria, Squamata, Colubridae. The record is from RefSeq and is a predicted model, not a curated record. Gene Ontology annotation, molecular function: protein binding. The transcript has 10 exons.